AGCCUGCCUGCUCGGAUGUUCCUCAUGAACGCUGCUCCAGUGGUGGAGUUCCAAUCCAGAUAGGAGGCCUUUGGUCAGCCCAGGAGAGUCUGCUUUCCAGACUGCUUCUCAGAUCAGGACACCUCCAGGGCUUCAGUGAGUACAAGGGUACACAUGCUGCAGAGAGACAAGGCUGCCCUGGGGGUGACCUAUGAGCGUGUCACACAGAGAGGCCGACGUGCAGAGAGGUCCCGGGACACCAGGCUGGCCCCCAAGCCUGCUGUGUGCAAAGAGCAGCCAGAGUUCCCUACCUGUGGUCUUGUUGCAAACCGCGGCACCCUGGAGAAAGAUGAAGCUGGGAGACAUGGUCCCUUAGAGCUGACUUCUGACAGUGAUGACUCGGUGGACCGGGACAUUGAGGAGGCUAUCCAAGAGUACCUGAAGGCAAAGGGUGGGGCUUCUGAACCUGUGUCCCAGGGGGUCCCUUGUGUCCCAGAGCCUGCCCACAGCAGUGCCCUGCCCAUCCCGUGUCCCUCACAGCUCACUCCUGGCUCAGGCAGUGUUCCUGUGGGAGCCAGUGAAGACCAGGGCUCCACCUCCCCAGCUAGCGUGAGCAGCGAGGACUCCUUUGAACAGAGCAUCCGAGCUGAAAUAGAACAGUUUCUUCGUGAGAAAAGACAGCGUGAACACCCGAAGUGCAGUGGGUCUGUGGAUAAAAAAUCAGACCCAAAUGAGAGCCCCGCCAGACUUAGAGGAAACCGAGAAGCCUCAGCCAGGGCAGCUCUGAUAGGAACCGGUAAGGAGUUCAUCUUCCGAAAACCUCCCGGGCUAACAAAGGUGAGCACACAGUCGAGAAACUCACAGCCUAAGCUCACCACGGAGCCUGAGACCCCAGCGAGCACAAAGCUGGCCGCCCACAGACCAGAGGCUGUCCAGAGCAGGGGUGGGACGAAGAGAGGCGUGCCUGCCCGGCGCAGCAAGCACAUCAGGAGCUCAGCCCCGGUGCACCAGGCAUCGGACUCCAGCAGUGACGACGGCAUUGAGGAAGCCAUCCAUCUGUACCAGCUAGAGAAAGCCAGGAAGAAGGCCAGUGGGGACCAACCUCUGAGAGCCCAGCCCAAAGAGGAAAGCCCUGGUAGUACCCAGCCAAGUGCCUUACCUGAAGCCCACAGGAGACCCCCUAGCAAGAAAAAGCUAGCAGUUCCAAAGGUUAUGGACACCACCCAGGGGGGCCUCAACCCUGAUCCCCUCUCUAAGCUCCUAACAGAUUCAAGAGCCUCCAUACCUCCUGGACAUACAGCUGCCAAGAGUGAAGCUAUGCGCCAGGCCUCACACCUAGCACACACAUCCAUCGAACUGAUGUGUUCAGAAGCAAUCCUGGACAUCUCCAAGACCAUCCUGUCAGCCCCCAUGGAAGGCAGUGACAGGCCACCAUCCAGGAACCUACUCUUCUGUCCCCAACCCACGCUUCUCCGCUCUGAAAGUGACAGCAGCAAUGCUGACAGUGAUGACAGCAUUGAGCAGGAGAUCCAGAGGUUUUUGGCCCUCAAGGCACAAGUAGGGAGUCCUCAGCCUGCUCAGGGUCCACUGUCCUCACUUGGCCCCAUUGACUAUCCUGGUGUCCCCAAGGCCCCUCUUGCUAAAACACCAGAUCUCCUUCUGGGCUGCAAACAGAAAUGGAGAGGUGGGGACAGCACUACAGUGACCAAGAAAAUAAAGGAGGGUAGAGAAAGUGCCCAGGACGGUGGCCACAUCUGGGGGAAGGUUCAGCCUGGCCAUGAUGGGUGGGAACCUGUCAGGCAGGGCAAAAUCACAGAGACCCAAGGAGGAGAGGCUGGAGUCAAGGACCGGCCUGUUCCUUCCAGGACAGCUGGGCUCAGUGAUAUACACCUAUCACAAGGCCACGGGCCCCUCAGGAAGGUCAGUGAGGAAGAGAGCUCCGAGGAUAAGAACAGUUCUCAGGACAGUGACACGGACUCGGACAUGGCCAUCAAGGACUUGUUAAGAUCUAAGCGGAAGUUUAAGAAGAGGUGCCGAGACUCACGGGCUUCGUGUAAGGUCAGUUUUGGCAGCACAGAGACCCGGUGUGGGGACUGGGAGGACCACAGACAGCAGGCCCUACGAAGCUGUCUGCCCAAGUGCAGAGGGGACAACAAAGACAGCCCAGGGGCCGAGGGUGCAAGCCCCACCUUUCUCCCCAGGAGGGAAAGUCCAGAAGGGGGUCCUCCCUCUAAGGACGCAGAAGGCAGUGGCCACCCUCCUUCAGCCUCCAGCCCCACAUCCGAGGACAGCGCAGUGGACAGUGAUGACAGCAUUGAGCUGGAGAUCAGGAAGUUUUUGGCAGAAAAGGCCAAGGAGUCUGUACGCAACACAGAACCACAAGGGGGCCCUGCCAAGCCGGAGAUGCCCUGUAGGAAAGAGCCAACUCUGGGGUUGCAGCGUGGAGUGGGCACACGGAGCCAAAAAGCCAGCGGCACCCCUCAGUUGUCCGAAGGAAGAAGAGGCCCAGAGAGAACUAAGACACCGGCAACCAGCCAGACUGGGAGGGGCACCCUCCGUGCUGAGCAGGCCACUGCCCUGGGCCAAUGCAAGAACACCAGCGGGAACGACUCUGCCAAAGCCUCUCCACUAAGCAGGAAAAGUGCUAACGUUCACAAAGACCAUGGCCUAUAGGGAGCCCAGACUGCAAUAGCAGAAAGUGUGUUGGGUCAGGUGCCCAGCUGUGCCAAAACGGGUGCCGAGGUUGGAAGUGCGUGCGGGUUUGGGGGAGGGCGCUUUCACCUGAACUGGCCGAGCCCAAAGGCUCAGGCGACCCUGAGACAGCAGGACAGGAGGAAUUCUGGCUCUGAGGACAAAGUUCUAGACCUGAGAUGUCAGCACAGUGUUGGCAGGGAACAGCAGGACCACGAGACCUUGGGUAGUGAUGCCAGUGAAUUCAGUGACACUUCCGUGGAGGAUGGGGGCAGUGCCACGGUGAGCAGUAAAGGCCUCAGGUUGUAA
Rattus rattus (black rat) is the source of this 2979-nucleotide messenger RNA. RefSeq names its product protein phosphatase 1 regulatory subunit 26-like. The record is from RefSeq and is a predicted model, not a curated record. NCBI's taxonomy places the organism in Eukaryota, Metazoa, Chordata, Mammalia, Rodentia, Muridae. Gene Ontology annotation, molecular function: protein phosphatase inhibitor activity. Gene Ontology annotation, biological process: negative regulation of phosphatase activity.